This is a messenger RNA of Macroventuria anomochaeta, 1974 nucleotides long. RefSeq lists its product as uncharacterized. Bases 1 to 1974 code for a protein of 657 amino acids. The record is from RefSeq and is a predicted model, not a curated record. The transcript has 2 exons. NCBI's taxonomy places the organism in Eukaryota, Fungi, Ascomycota, Dothideomycetes, Pleosporales, Didymellaceae.
AUGUCGCCCAGCAUGCCACUUUUCCCAGUCUCUCCAGAGCGACUGACCGGCACAAAACCUCCAUAUGGUGACCCAGUGGUGCUCUCGCCUACAGCUGCACGAUCUGGCUCACGCUCUGGAUCACCACUACGCGAAGGCUCCCCUCUACGAUCAUCGCAUCGACGAACUGAUUCCGAUGUAUCAGUCCACGGACUGGCCGCCAUGUUCGAGACUCUCGAGGUUAAGGACCCCAGAGAAGCUCGGGACAGGUACAUGGCAUUACUCGUGAAGGAAAAGGCCAAGUUCGACAAGAUCGAGAAAGAGUACACCAUGUCUUCGAGCCGGAAGGAGGUGCGCAUCGAAGAGCUGAAGAACGAGCUGAAAGCGGCAAAGGAAGAGCUGGACUUGGCCGUCUCCAGAGACGCGUAUGAGAAAGAGCGCAAAGCACACAAGGCCAAUGUCGCCAAGUGGGAGAAGGUUUUCAAGGAGCGUGAAGACGCAUGGAAAGUGUCGAACGCUAAGCUGAGCGAACUUGACUACAACAACAAGCACCUCGAGGCUAAGAACCGUGAAUACAAGAAGCGAUACGUGGAAAAGGACAAGGAGCUUCUGAGGAAGUCAGGUCAGGUGCCAACGCUCCAAGCUAAGAUCCAGGGGCUAGAGCGCAACAUCAAGCGGGCCGAGUCUGAUGUCAAGUUCAAGACUGAGGAGGCAGCGAAGUACCAGAGCCAGCUUUACAGUCUGGAGGUCGAGCUGGAGGGCGUCACAGCACGUCUCGGAGAGGAGAUCUUGACACUAAAGGACCGUCUGAAGCUGGUAGAGAGCGAGCGUGAUGCGCUCAAGACGAGUUUGAAGGAGGAGGAGGUUCUGCGCAUUGCAACUGAAGGACAACUUGCGCUGCCUGCGGCCACCAACGACGAGGAAGACGAAUUCGUGUCGCCUGUUCGCUCUCCACGCAAGCCCCGCAACAUCCAGUGCGACGACGAAGACAAGGAAAACCAGUCGCCGAGGAAGUCUGCAGUUGACCUUCGCUUCCUGCAGCAGGAGCUGGCAGCUGAGAGACGCUACCGUGCGCGUGCUGAAGAUCAGAUCGAGUUCAUGAAGAUGGAGUGUCAGUUCCAGUGCUGCUCUUGUCGCAUUGCCGAGAACAAGAGCAAGGCUUAUGUCCACGACAACAGCUACGCAGCGCAAAUGGAGGCCAUCAAAGCUUCCGUGCCUGCUCUAACUCCUCCAGCGAGUGACAAUGGUGACGACGCAAUGGAAGUUGUCAAGGACGAGCCGGCCAAUGGCAAGCGACCUUUUACACCACCGCCAGAGGAGCAAACUCCCGAGACGACAGUCGUAGUUCACCAGCAAGACGACGAGCCAGAAACAGCUAUUGCCUUCUCACCUACAACCGGCACAUUCAAGUCUGUUCCUUCACCACUUAAGGCUCAGCCAGAAUGCUCUCUUCCUCGUCAGUCCGCUAGAGAAUCAACACACUCGACCAUGCGCUACUCAGAUGCUCGCAGCGAGCUUGCCCCCUUGGAGGCAGCGUUCGAGUACGAGCCUCAGUCAGCCGUGUCCCAGGGCGGUGUCGAAGAGGAGAGCAAGAGCACAGACAUUGCUAUCCACGAAGACGAUAGUGACGAGGAGAUGGAGCCUCCCACACCAGUCGCCCCGGGACCUGGCACACCCUACGUCACAAAGACGACCACAACCACCAUCCCGAUUGCAUUCUCACCAGCAACGCCAGCGCCGCGACCUGGCAGGCAGCUGAUGAGCCCUUUCACAGUCGGUCACGGAGUGGCCAAUGAAUGCACCCCGGUCCUCGGCGAGUUGCAACUGAACAACGUGCCCUUCGAUCGUGAAGCUGCACUCCAGGCCAUUCGCGAGCGACGGGGUAGGGCCCGAAGCAUGGCUGAAGGCCACGGAACGCCGAUGAAGCAGAUGCUUGAUGGCGUGAAGGAGAGGCGAGACAUCAGUGCACCAGUCUCUAGAAUCGGCCGGAGAUAG